This is a messenger RNA of Echinops telfairi (small Madagascar hedgehog), 700 nucleotides long. It is a transcript of the gene EIF4EBP3, whose product is annotated as eukaryotic translation initiation factor 4E binding protein 3. Gene Ontology annotation, cellular component: cytoplasm. Gene Ontology annotation, biological process: negative regulation of translational initiation. The transcript has 3 exons. Bases 86 to 385 code for a protein of 99 amino acids. Gene Ontology annotation, molecular function: eukaryotic initiation factor 4E binding. The record is from RefSeq and is a predicted model, not a curated record. NCBI's taxonomy places the organism in Eukaryota, Metazoa, Chordata, Mammalia, Afrosoricida, Tenrecidae.
UGGUCGGCUGAGUCCGCCUCAGACUCAGAGCUGCCCUCGGUGUCCUCAGCACCCGCCGCUUGCCUUCCUGUUUCUCCUGCUCGUUAUGUCUACGUCGACAAGCUGCCCGAUUCCCGGGGGCCGGGACCCACUGCCAGACUGCUACAGCACCACGCCAGAGGGCACGCUAUACGCCACUACCCCGGGAGGCACCAGGAUCAUCUACGACCGAAAGUUCCUGCUGGAGUGCAAGAACUCACCCAUUGCCCGGACGCCUCCCUGCUGUCUCCCUCAGAUCCCCGGGGUCACAACUCCAACCGCACCACUCUCCAAGCUGGAGGAGCUGAAGGAGCAGGAGACAGAGGAAGAGAUACCCGAUGACGCACAGUUUGAAAUGGACAUCUGAUCCAGUGCAGAUGACCUGGUGUAUGGAAUCAGAGGAAUCCCUCAUGCCGCUGCUGCCACCACCUCUUCCUGGGGUAUCCAAAGGCCAACUGGCCUCAUCUAAUCUGGAAGGGAGUGGCCUGUAGGUCUGGGCCUCCCUUAGUCAGAGGCAGCUAGACCAGAGACAGGAGUGGGCAAUUUGCCAAGCCCUUAGUGCUUUCUCUUUGGUCAGUCUGUUCCCCCACCUCCAUUCCCCUUCCGGCCUUCCUGGCUCUGGGUUUGGAACUUGGAGAUGGAGUAUGUCACCUUCUGGCUGUUUAGUAAACAUUGAAAGAAA